Messenger RNA from Neoarthrinium moseri, 534 nucleotides. RefSeq lists its product as uncharacterized. The record is from RefSeq and is a predicted model, not a curated record. Lineage: Eukaryota; Fungi; Ascomycota; Sordariomycetes; Amphisphaeriales; Apiosporaceae. The transcript has 3 exons. Bases 1 to 534 code for a protein of 177 amino acids.
AUGCGCAUCAACGUUUCUAAGUCUGCCGUCCUGGCAGGACUGAUCCUUGCCUGCCCUGUACGGUCCACGAUAACCUUCGAGACGGUCCUCGAGGCAACCAGAGACAUCACAGCUAUUACCACCACCGUUGACGGUCUCAUUGAGGAUCCAAGCAUUAUUAACCUUAUAAAAGCCGUGCCUAGUCUUGUGUCCGAAACUGUCCAACUUGCUACCGACAUUGCGCAUGACCUAUUCUCUGACGACUCGGUCCCGCUCAACCAGACCGAGCAAUUGGACGCUUGUAGCACCUUCAAGGACUUUGCGACUGCUGAAUUCGACUUGGUCACCACCAUUGCUGAGAAAGUGGCAGUUCUGGCGACGAGCUGGAUACCAUUCGCGUCAAUACUUCAAGGGUUGUUCCACGACUUGGAGCAGGUCAUUGACACUGCCGCGGCUAUGGUUAUCAAAGUUGCUCCGGUUUGUUCGAGUGAAACAAAGGAUCUGCAGACUAGUCUGGAUACCUCCUUUCAGAGGAUUUAUGACAGUCUUUCAUAA